GUCUCUGAAGACGAUCGUAAUGAAGAAGGGGCUGAGACGCGCUCCUACCUCCCCCACCAUCACCAUGUCUUACCAGAAGGAGUUGGAGAAGUACCGGGACAUAGACGAGGAUGAGAUCAUGCGCGGGAUGUCCGAGGAGGAGCUGGCCCUGCUGGACCUCGAGCUGCAGGAGAUGGACCCCGAGAACAUCCUGCUCCCGGCGGGAAUGCGUCAGAAAGACCAAACAAAGAAGACCCCCACCGGCCCGCUGGAUCGAGACGCACUCAUGCAGCACCUGGAGCAGGAGGCCAUCAACGCCAAGGAGAGGGAAGACCUUGUGCCGUUUACAGGAGAAAAGAAAGGAAAGCCGUUCAUCAACAAGAACCCCAAACGUGAGAUCCCCAAAGAGGAGCAGAUCACACUGGAGCCGGAGCUGGAGGAAGCCCUGGCCAACGCAACCGACGCCGAGAUGUGCGAUAUCGCAGUUUGCUCCGGUCCUCAAAGUCCAUUGAGGCGACCAAAGAGGAUCUACUCUUUGAUCGUCUAUGGGAGCAGCCGGCUGCACCAUCAUAACGUUUCUCAGGCAACCCGGCGGCAACAGUAA
Rana temporaria (common frog) is the source of this 583-nucleotide messenger RNA. Its product is annotated as tropomodulin-4-like. Gene Ontology annotation, biological process: myofibril assembly; muscle contraction; pointed-end actin filament capping. The record is from RefSeq and is a predicted model, not a curated record. Bases 20 to 583 code for a protein of 187 amino acids. Gene Ontology annotation, molecular function: tropomyosin binding. The transcript has 5 exons. Gene Ontology annotation, cellular component: myofibril; striated muscle thin filament. Lineage: Eukaryota; Metazoa; Chordata; Amphibia; Anura; Ranidae.